Mytilus californianus (California mussel) is the source of this 1364-nucleotide messenger RNA. RefSeq names its product peptidoglycan-recognition protein SC2-like. Lineage: Eukaryota; Metazoa; Mollusca; Bivalvia; Mytilida; Mytilidae. The transcript is spliced from 4 exons. Gene Ontology annotation, molecular function: N-acetylmuramoyl-L-alanine amidase activity; zinc ion binding. Gene Ontology annotation, biological process: peptidoglycan catabolic process. The coding region runs from base 97 to 960 and encodes 287 amino acids. The record is from RefSeq and is a predicted model, not a curated record.
CGUGUUUUUAUAUAUAAAUAUAGCCUACACAAAAGUUAGGUUUAUUUGAUAUUUAGUAUCUUAUACAUGGUUUCCAAGUGAUUUUUACAUAGCAUCAUGUUUUUUAGAAACACAUAUAUGGUUUUAUUGAUUACCGUUUUUCUUGGAAUAUACCCGGGCUCUAUAGAUAUGUGUGUGAGAAGUGGAGGCGGUGGAAAUAAAGGUGGGGAUAGCGGGAGUGGUAGUGGAAGUGGCGGAAAUGGGGGUUCAAAUAGCGGAAGUGGCGGUUCAGAUAGCGGAUCUGGAGGAAACGAUGGAGGAACAGGAGAAGGCGACCAGAGGUGUACAGAUAUCGGUGGUGUAUGUCAAGACGACAGUAAUAAGUGUGGUGGUUCAUAUUUCUCUGGAAAGUGUUCAGGUGGCGCUAACAAUCGGUGUUGUACAAAUACUGCAGAAGAAAAAGAUACCAAUGAUUGUGCAGGUGUGACGAUAAUCUCCCGUGAUAGUUGGGGAGCCAGGAGAACAAGAAGUAGUUCCUAUAUAAGGGUACCAGUUCCAAACAUUUACAUUCAUCACACCGUAACAAAUCCUUGUUCAUCAUUCUCUGAAUGCAUCUUAAGAAUGAAACAAAUACAAAACUACCACAUGGAUAAUAGAGGAUAUGCUGACGUUGGAUACAGCUUCCUGGUUGGAGAAGAUGGGAAAAUAUACGAGGGAAGAGGUUGGGGUCGUGUUGGAGCUCAUACAGAGGGUUACAAUAGCCGAGGUUUUGGUAUAUCCUUCAUUGGUAAUUUCAUGACUUUGGCACCAAACACUCUCGCUUUAAAUGCUGCUAAGGCCUUGAUUCAGUGUGGGAUAAAUAAUGGAAAGAUAUCAACCUCUUACGAUCUGUAUGGACAUCGUGAUUUAAAGGCUACCGCGUGUCCAGGUGAUAGAUUGUACGAUAUUAUCAAAUUAUGGCCUCAAUAUCAUCACCCAUAAGUCUAUUUUAGCUGUUACGUAAAUGGGGGUGUGGAUGUGGUUAACAAAAUAUUAAAUGAUAAUAAGGGGGGAUAAAAAUAUGGAAUAAUGGGACCAGAAAAUAAAGAAUAUUUUAUGAGAAGAUAAUGGGGUGCUAAAAUAUAAAGAAGAGCGAAUAGUUGACAGAAAAAAGAAAGAGCGAAGGAAAAUAGGUUUAAAAUUAUGGAAAACAGUAUAAGUAAGACCCCUCUCUACCCACACCAUCUUGAAGACGUCAUGCGUAAACAUGUAUAUAUAAUUUAAAUUAUGAACAAGUCUAAAUUGAAAACAAUUUGAAUUAUGUAUACCUUUUUUGUUAACACGAACGUUCUUAUUGUAUACUUGUUUAAAUUUACUAUGUGUAAAUAAAAUAUUUCGUUGCUUUA